ACCACCUUACCUUAGUACGUACGUUAUAGCUAAGCCAUCAAGGAUUAAAGACUCCCUACUUCCUGAACGAGGUGAAUGUCUAAUAAUAUCUGUAGAGCUUUGAAUUCUUAAAUCAAUCAACUUCACCUUUGUUGGCGCGGAUCUUUUGGGGGGAGGUGUUUAUCAGUUUAUCAAAGCCGUCUCAAUUUCUCAAAUCCUUCAUUCAACGCCGGCAUUGAUCAAGUAGACCUCCCUAAAAUCUUACAACUAACCCAAACCCGCCGCAUUGGCUUGUUCCCAAAAAUCGACGCUUGAGAGUUGGUCCUUUAAAUUCUUCGAUGCUCUCUGGCGUAAACGACAGCCUAGACCCCAAUAGGGUCCUAGCAGUAACAGGAUCACCUUUUAUAAUAUAAUAUGAAGAAAGGAAUGACCGUCAUUCUCCACCGAGAUUUAGUCGUUUGUCACCGUUAUCAUGUCCACACGGCCGGGUCGCUAUCGAUCGUCCACCUCCGCGUCGACACCUCUAGCUACCUCUAAAGCUACCGAAGUCCUCCAAGCUCUCUUCGAUGCCGUAUCUUCUACUCUCUCCGCCCCCGUAAGCAACGGCUACCCGAAAUUCGAGCCAUUAUUAGUCCACAUACGACAAAUUCAGCAACAUCUAUCCGCAACUGCCCCGCCGAGCUCCGUCCAAGACGAUUUUAGACAUCUUCGAGGCUUUCACCACCUCCUCAAUAUACUACGGUCCUUCUCCGGCUUCUAUAAUCUCCAAAAGCGGGACGAUGACGAAAAAAGAAACUUUUUCCGCCUCCUCGAUGCCGUAUUUGGCGCUCUCGCUGCUGCCUUCCGUGCGCAUCCCGGUAACCGGCGGUAUUUCCGUACACGAGUCGAGGGCGGUGGUUGGGAUGCCUUAGAGCAAAUUAUAGCGAGCAUCGGCCUUGGUGGUAGCGAUUCAGACCUGUGGACAAGCUGUCAGCUGUUUGGGAAGCUCUUCUCCUUGGCUGUAAAUGACCCUGCCCUGGAUCAGCUAUGUUGCUCUGCUACACUAGACGACGCUGCGCCUUGGGUUCUGGUGGCACCGGAUGAGCCUGGUACCGGGGAAGAUGGUGCGAGAAGCGAGGACCACGAUGUUGCUCGCAUAGGCGACCAUAUGGCAUCGAUCGAGGCGGCGAUCGAAAAGACCGUUGGCCCCAAGUCAACCUUACAAAACCCCGAGGUUGUUCGUACCAUCGUGGAUUUCUGGGAAUCCCUGCCACGCAAUAAAAAGACUCCAGAAAACACGGCAUCCUUGCUGGUACUCAAAGUCCUAUCAUCCAUUUCACAUGUUUCCAACAUAAACAUGUGCCUAGUUCAUGAAACGGGCGUUUUGUCUCGAUUUUUACGAUUUGCUUUCGACGACAAUUCUCCUGUUAACGAUGCUGAGAGGGAGGCAGUUUUAUCUAUCUGUCGAUCUCUGAUGCCUUUCGGUGUGAACCGACUAGUGGACGCACAGGAACUUCUGCUGAAUCCCUCUCUAGACGCAUCAGAUUUCUGCUUAGAGGUAAUGCGCAAAUAUAAUGGCCCUUCAUACAUACAAUUCGACUUGACGCAGAAUGGUCAUUCUUCUAUUGAAUUACCAAGCUUAGGUCGUCCAUUCCCCCCUCAGUCAUCUGCUGGAUAUACAUUUACUGCGUGGGUGCGGGUCGAUCAGUUCGAUCCGAAAUCACAUACUACAAUCUUUGGCGCCUUUGACUCAACCCAAACUUGUUUUGUUCUCGCAUAUCUCGAAAAAGAUACCCAAAACUUCAUUUUGCAAACUUCGGUCACUUCACAGCGGCCGAGUGUCAGGUUUAGAACCUUUACAUUCAAACAAGGGAUAUGGUAUCAUAUCGCGGUGGUUCACCGACGGCCUAAAACGAUGACACCUAGCAGAGCUUCCUUAUACGUGAACGGCGAAUUUGUUGAGCAGAUACGCGCUUCUUAUCCUGUUCAGCCGCCGCUAUCGAACGGCAGCACGGAGAGUUUUGCAUCAUUCACCUCCUCGAGUAACAAGGCCAUGCCUGUCCAGGCAUUUUUAGGAACCCCACGUGAGCUGUCUUCUCACCUAGGCGCAGGAUUAAUACAUUCAAGAUGGUCUCUUGGUACAGCCCAUCUUUUUGAUGACGUAUUGAGUGAUGAUUUUCUAUCAGUGCCUAGUCGGCUAGGAACUCAUUACCAGGGGAACUUCCAGGACUGCCUUGGAGGAUUCCAAACUUAUACGGCAUCCGCUGCCCUAGGCCUCCGUAAUGAUCUUGUUAGUACCGGGAAAGAUGGCUCUGACAUCAUGAAAGUUAUUAGGGAGAAAGCUAGCAAUGUUGUCCCAGAGCACAAAAUCCUUCUGAGUAUACUGCCUUCUUCUAUCUUUAGAGAAAAGGAGCAUUUCGGCGAGUCACAGCUAUAUCGUUCUCUGUCUCGCGGACCUGCUCACACUCUCGUACAAAUGGUCCUUAAAAAUGGCACAGGCAUAGCUAUUAACACGGCCCUACCUUCGAUCAACGAUGCACUCCUUCGUUCGAACGGGGUGGCGGUAUUGACUGGGAAUCCUAUCGUGGCGACUCCUCAGUUCUUCGAUGAUGCCCUCUGGCAACUUGCGGGUUUCACACCACUCGCGUUGAAAUUAAUAGAGAGGGCUUCUUCGGCCGAAACGCUAGUACGUGCUAUUGAGAUGGUAUUUCUAUGUAUCAAUUCAAGUUGGCGAAAUAGCGAGGCUAUGGAGAAAGAUGGGGGAUACGCGACCUUAGCAAUAUUAUUAAAAGCCAAGCUUGGUUUUGGCGGACCCGGAACCGAGACUCUGACCGAAAAGCUCACCCUUUCGCAUGUCGAAAAGGACAAACUAUGCGUCCAGAUACUCAGCCUUGUGCUGGAGUUUGUCGGUUAUAAACAUCGAGAUCCCCUCGAAUCGGUGAUCAUAAAUCCCUUAGCAUAUCGCAUUCUCCUAGUCGAUUUUGAUGCCUGGAGAAAAUGCGGACCCUUCGUCCAAGAACUGUAUUAUAAACAGUUCGUGAGUUUCGCCGUGAUGAGCAAAUACCAUCAAUAUAACAACCGCAGGCUACUUCGAAUGCGAAUUGUGAAAAGGCUUCUCGAUGCCAUUAAAUCGGAGCCUCUGCUAGAGGCUGUGCUCCCCUAUUUCAUAAACGCUAUCAAAAGUCUCGUCAAAUGUAACUAUAACAGCGAAGUUCACCAAUCGCUCGCUUUAUUUAUUACUUAUUCCUUUCAUCCCACGUCGAGAUCUCUUCCCCGUACUCCGAAAGCAACAAAUAGGCGACCCUCCCAUAAUAUUCCAUUACGUCCACUGGUCCAUGCAAACGGAGCGGGUGGGAACGACCUGCGGUUGCUCACGAAGAGGGAUGUCGGCGUACGUCUCCUGGAUAUGUAUAGCCAGCUGCUAUGCGAAAAAGGGAACUUGGCAAUUAUUCGGAAGUUUGCUAAGACUGUGACAAACAAGGUACUUGACGCAAGGCCACUACGAGACGGUUCCAAGCUGAUGAUGGCCCAGUGGCUUUUGUAUCUUCUCACAGAAAACGAUCCGGAAAUUGUAACGCACGGGUGCAAGAUACUUGCUAGGCUUUUAGUCACUCACGGGUCGGCCUAUGUCAGCAAGUUCUCGGGCAAGACUGGGGGCUUCUGUAUCAUGGCUCACCGUCUCAAGCGGUGGUGGGAUAUCGCAACUCUUUGGCCCAUCUGCUUCAGUAUUCUCUUCGGAUACGAUGUCGCAGAAAUAGACUUCGAGAAGAAUUUCGACUUUUUUAGCUUAUUAGAAACGUUUGGGAAAUGCAAAAUAGCGAACCCCGAUGCGUUGACAAUCAUCACGGCCAUGAUCCAGCAUGCCCUGAAAGAUAUCCUUAAGGCCCAAGAGGACCCAGCUUCGCCUCCACCUGAUAUUAACCCACCGGUAACAAAACGCGAGACUCCAGAAACGAGACUACGAGCCCGAUCAAUGUCGCUUCAAAAAGAGCUGGAAUCACGAGAAGUAAUUGAACCGCGGGCUGAGCGUAACGCUGGGAACGCUUCUGUACUCCAAGCGGUCAUUCGAUUCAUGUCCGACCUACAUAGCAGAUCGGCGGACUUUCGAGAUUUUGCGCUUUCCUCGGACUACGUGAGGUUACUCCUGUCUGCUCUCUACCCGGCCAUCGUAAGCGCAGAUCCAGUAAAUCCCGAAACAGAACUCAACUCUAGGGACUCGACACUCACUUUCGAGGGCGGCGAUGUUAUUAUUCGCCCGAUCGGCGGAUCAUCAAGUGCUGCACCAGUAAUUAGAACGUCUAGCACGACUGAUACGUCCGUACCGGCUACCAAAAUUACACACGCUCACCGGGGAACUCAAUUACGAAAGGCUUCAUCUUUCAUACUGCUAACAUCCCAGAAAUCUACCCAAACUAGUCCGGCUCGUCUCGUUCAUGUCAUGACACCGAAGACGAAGGUAACAAAUCAAAACAUCGGCCAUGGGUUGGUUGAAGGCCUCCUUGAGCUUGUUAUCAAUGUCUUCGUAGACCAGCUAUUGGUACGAAAGGAAUUUCCAGGUUUCGGCUUAUUCCUCAAAGUACCUCCUGGGUUUCAAGAGCAUCAGGCCUACUUCGAAUCCUACGUGUUGAAGAGCACCAUCGUUCAUAUAUCGACAGCAAUCAAACUUGAUUGGAAGGUUCUCAAUGAGCCAAAAGUGCUCACCAAUAUGGCCAGGUUCAGUCUCCAUAUGGUCGAAGCAAUAUUCGAAGGAUGGUUCAUGAACGGUACCGAAUCGAUAUUGAAUUUUGCGGGCCUUCUGCUGGAAUAUCUCCAAAAGCCAGAUGUUGCGAAAAUGAAAACCGUAAGGCUUUGUAGCCAAGCGGUGACGACAAUUCGAAGCUCGUUUCUGAAGCUGGUCUUACUUCGACUCUCGGAAAUAGACGAUCCACAGACCACCGAGAUGGAAGCGAACUUUUCGAUGGAGAAGAUACUUUACUGGCAGAUGGUCGUAUUAGAGUCUCUAUCACCCGAUGAGGAUUAUAUGAAACUAUUCUGGUAUCAGCUUUAUACGAAAUUGGUAGAUGCUAGGCGAGCUGUACGGCUUGCUGCUGUAAAUAUCUGGCGCAUCAUGCUCGUUCAGAAGCCAAGCGAAUGCAUGUCGCUGUUUCGAUUAUCUAUGACUUCAGUCUCGGAUCAGUCCCAGCUGGUAACGGAUUUCCAGAAACUUACUGAACUUGACACGGACACAUUUAUCGACUGGGUCGAUGAGCAUCGGGCUUCACUCGACGUGCUGUUUCUGGGAGGUCUCUCGCGAACCUGGGAAGAAUUCGUUAAUACAGAAAACCAGCGCACAACAGAGACUGCUAAAUCGAGACUGACAAAGCGGAAGGAGACUCUUAGGCGAUGGCAUUCGGAAAUGGUCGAACGUGAAAAUAUCCUACUACGCCAUGAUAUGGCCAAUUCCGCCUGGAUGAAAUCAAUUUACGCGUCUGAGCAUUUCAAGCAUCAGCGUCUUAUGCAGGACCAACAGGACGAUGUCAUUUUCUUUUCAUCGUCGUUUUCUCGUAUGCAAAAGGACCUCAACCGACCAGGAGCCGUAUUAUACGAUCCUAAACCUAUUAAAUGGAAACUAGACAGGACGGAAGGGCGGAAUCGUAUGCGUCUCCGACUUCUACCAGACUUUUCUACCGACCACGACCAGUACCAACCUAAACGCAAAACGGUAGACCAAUCGGCAGCUCCCGCUCCUAAGGAAGAGCCCGUUGAUGCUCCUGCUGCGACUCCUAAGCCAAUAAAGCCUGCACCCCCAUCUAUAACCCAAGGGCAGAUAAGCGGCCAAGAUGAGAUUGCGGAAGACGACUCUGAUGAUACGCCGGCUGAUGCACAGGCCGAAUCUAAAGCUGGACAGGCAAGCGUCCCUGAAGAUGACUUUGAGAUGAUUGCCGACCCCAACGACCCAAAUGAUGCCGAUGAUGGAUUUGAAGACAAGAAUAGGAGAGUGAUGAGACGCCUGCAGCAAGGCGAUACCGUCCAACAAGUCUAUAAUGUUUCUCGCAUUAUUGGUCUGGAAGCAUUUGAAGGUAUUCUUCUAGUUGGAAAGAACGCCCUUUAUUUGAUGGAUAGUUUCUUCCAGUGUGCGGAUGGAGAGAUCGUCAACGUAUGGGAAGCGCCGGCUGAAGAACGCGAUCCUUUCUCUCAAAUCAUAACUGGUUCCAAGGCCAGCGAAACUCGCCAGAGCGCAAGUCGCGCCUCUCAAGACUCCCGCAGCUGGAAGUGGCAUGAUGUUAUUAGUAUAUCGAAACGUCGAUUCCUGUUUCGAGACGUGGCGAUCGAAGUCUUCUUUACCGACGGCCGUAGUUAUCUUUUAACUGCGAGGAAUCCGGCGAUGAGAGACGAAAUAUUCUCCAAGCUCGCUAACAAAACUCCGCAUACCGCGGGAGCUAACUCAUUGCCUAAUCCAGAGGAUGCCUGGCGUCUUGAUUCGCUCAAAGUCUUUGAAGAAUCUCCUCAAUCUUUCGGGUCAAAAUUCGGCAGCAUCUUCAACUCUUCCCCCUGGAAUCCCCUGAUGCGGCGAUGGCAGCGAGGUGAAAUAUCCAACUUCCACUAUCUCAUGCUCAUAAACACGAUGGCGGGGCGUACAUUUAACGACUUAACCCAAUAUCCGGUGUUCCCCUGGGUCCUGGCAGACUACACGAGCGAAGAGUUGGACUUGAACAACCCUGCUACUUUCCGAGAUUUAUCCAAGCCUAUGGGCGCGCAGACCGCACGACGGCAACAAGACUACCAGACUAGAUACACCAGUCUGGCUGAGAUUGGCGAGACACCUUUCCACUACGGCACGCACUACUCAUCUGCUAUGAUUGUCGCGUCGUACUUGAUUCGGUUGCCUCCUUUUGUGCAGUCCUUUAUCCUUCUGCAAGGUGGCUCCUUCGACCAUGCAGAUCGACUUUUCUUCUCGAUCGAGGGAUCGUGGAAAUCGGCAUCGCAAGAUAACGGAUCCGAUGUCCGAGAACUGAUCCCGGAGUUUUUCUAUCUUCCUGACUUCUUAACAAACGUCAACGGAUAUAACUUUGGCGAUCGCCAAGGUUCAGGGGGUCGAGUAAACCACGUCGAGUUGCCUCCGUGGGCUAAAGGCGAUCCGAAGAUAUUCAUCGCAAAACAUCGCGAGGCGUUGGAGAGCCCUUAUGUGAGCCAACAUCUUCAUCAGUGGAUUGACCUAAUUUUCGGUCAUAAACAACGUGGCGAAGCGGCCGUGGAGAAUUUGAAUGUGUUCCAUUAUCUUUCGUACUAUGGUGCCAAAGAUCUUGAUAACAUUACGGAUUCGAAUGAACGACAUGCCACUACAAGUAUUAUCCACAACUUCGGGCAGACUCCGCAUCAAGUCUUCACCAAGCCCCAUCCGCCGCGGGAGAACGUCACAUUUCCAGUGAAGAGAUUAGAUACGGCUAGCCAUGCUCUUGCUAGGAUACCUCACCCGCUUCUCGAGAGUCGCGAGCGAGUUGCCUCCCUUACUUAUUCGCCUAAAUUAGAUCGGCUCCUGUGUUCAUCUCCUUUCCGCCUCAACCUUCCCCCUUUCUUUGACAAAUACCUUGAGUGGGGAUUCGCGGACAAUAGCGUGCGUUUUUUCUAUACUGAGAACCGGAAGACUGCGGGCGUCAGCGAAAACUUGCACACAGGCCAAAUUUCAUGUAUCGUCGUCGCCGAUUCGAAGACAUUGAUCACCGCCGGCGAGGAUUGCGUCGUAUCUGUGUUUACUAUACAGGCAACCUCAGGUAAAUCCGUGGAGCUUUUACAUCGUUCUUCACUAUUCGGGCACAAGACUCCGGUCACAACAAUCGCCGUGUCUAAGGCAUUUAGCACGCUGGUCACUGUUUCCAGAGACGGGCAUGCUUUCCUCUGGGAUCUAAAUCGUCUCGAGUUCGUGCGAAAACUGCCCAGCACUCGAGCGGUCGAGUGCGCCCGCAUUAACGACGUAUCGGGAGAAAUAAUGCUAUGUUCGGGUCCGAACGUCGUAUUAUACACGAUCAACGGCGAUUUGAUACUCGACCAGAACGUGUGUUCCGAAGUCGACGACUACGUAUAUUCAUGCUCCUUCUACGAAGGGUCGGGGAACGAGUGGCUGGAGAAUUACCUCAUCUUUACGGGACACAGGAGAGGCAGGGUAAACAUCUGGAAGCGCACCAUCAAGGGUGGCAAGUGGGCGCUGGAACUGGUACGACGGCUAGACCACAUCGACACGCGCAGCGAGACGGGGACAAAUACGGAGGCGGCGAUCACGUGCAUCACGCCGAUGCCGCAGCUAGUGUAUACCGGAGACGACGACGGGCGAGUGUACGAGUGGAAUCUGAUACAGAGGGAAAGAUAGAGUCUGACCCAACGAAGACGGUCUUCGGCGGCGCGGUGGAAGAUGCGGUCGCAAAGCAACGGUGUAUAGACGAGCAUUUGCUGGAGAUUUUAGCGCUUUUCUGCGUAACUUGCUUGCUUGCACGCUAGCUUGAAUCAGGUACGACGUGCGCACGGGGAGGAUGAAAGGAAGGAGGAGGG
Daldinia caldariorum is the source of this 8481-nucleotide messenger RNA. Its product is annotated as beach-domain-containing protein. Gene Ontology annotation, molecular function: protein binding. The coding region runs from base 452 to 8302 and encodes 2616 amino acids. Lineage: Eukaryota; Fungi; Ascomycota; Sordariomycetes; Xylariales; Hypoxylaceae. The transcript has 5 exons. The record is from RefSeq and is a predicted model, not a curated record.